GGCUUGCAAAGGGACCGAAAGAUCACGGACGCAUGGCAGGGUCGAGGUCCCAGGGUCCAGGGGUCCUUCAUGACGUUGACUUUGUUCUUGUGACGGAGGUCUGGCACUGGCCUGCUUUACAACCGAGUAUAAAGUGAGGGCCAUCUCGUGUGCUUGGGACGGUAAUCGAAGGGUAUGCCUUAGCAAGACAUGCGUGCUCUCCUGUCAUCCUGACUCGGACCCCUUCCCAAUUAUCACCACAACCCUCCCCCUCUUCGUUACUCAAACCCAAACCCCAUAGGCCAUAUAGCCUCCACCGAGUCCACUCACCAUGGCGGACAAUGACAUAGGCAUGGCCAGCGCCGUCCACGUGGACGACGGAGCCAGACAACGCAUGGCAGCCGCCAUGUCCAAAGAAGAAUUCAAGCACAUCUCGCAAGAGGCCCAGCGUGCCUCCGAGGCCGAACAGCAACUCGGCCUCCGGGAAUCCUUCAAGCUGUACCCGCACGCCAUCGGCUGGUCCAUCUUCCUCUCGACCUGCGUCAUCAUGGAAGGCUUCGACAUCACCCUGCUCGGCAACCUGUUCGCCUACCCGCCGUUCCAGAGAGCGUUCGGCGUCCUCCAGUCCGACGGCACCUACCAGCUCACGGCCGCCUGGCAAGCCGGCCUCACCAACGGCAACCAGGUGGGCCAGAUCAUCGGCCUCUUCGCCAACGGCAUCAUCGCCGAGCGCGUCGGCUACCGCUGGUCCCUGAUCGGCGCCCUCGCCAUGACCACGGGCGUCAUCUUCAUCAUCUUCUUCUCCCAGUCCCUCGUGCAGCUCCUCAUCGGCCAGAUCCUCAUCGGCAUCCCCUGGGGCGCCUUCCAGACCCUGACCGUGACCUACGCCUCCGAGGUCUGCCCCACCCACCUUCGCGCCUACCUGACCACCUACGUCAACCUGUGCUGGGUCAUCGGCCAGUUCCUCUCCAUGGGCGUCCUGCGCGCCAUGCUCCAGCGCGAAGACGACUGGGGGUACCGCAUCCCCUUCGCCCUGCAGUGGAUGUGGCCCAUCCCGCUCAUCGUCGGCAUCUUCUUCGCGCCCGAGUCCCCCUGGUGGCUGGUGCGGAAGGGCCGGCUCGAGCAGGCGAAGCGGUCGGUGCUGCGCCUCACCAAGCGGGAAGCCUUCCCGGACUUCAACGCCGACGAGAACGUGUCGAUGAUGGUGCACACCAACGAGCUCGAGAAGGCCAUCUCGGCCGGGACCAAGUACUGGGACUGCUUCAAGGGGAUCGACCGGCGCCGCACGGAGAUUGUCUGUCUCACCUGGGCGGCCCAGCACCUGUCCGGCUCGACCAUGAUGGCCUUCUCGACCUACUUUUACCAGCAGGCCGGCAUGGCCGUCGAGGACUCUUUCAACAUGUCGCUGGGCCAGUACGCCAUCGGCGGCGUGGGCACCGUGUUCUCCUGGUUCCUCAUGGGCUGGUUCGGGCGCCGCACGCUGUACCUGACGGGCCAGGUCACCAUGUGCGUGCUGCUGCUGACGAUCGGGUUCGCGGCCUUCGCGGGGCGGGACAACGAGUCGGGCCAGUGGGCCAUCGGCUCGCUGCUGCUCGUCUACGCGCUGACGUACAACUGCACCGUCGGGCCCAUCUGCUACUCGCUCGUGUCGGAGCUGUCGUCGACGCGGCUCAAGAACAAGACGGUGGUGUUGGCCCGCAACACGUACAAUAUCCUGGGCAUGGUCGGCAACGUCAUGACCACCAGAAUGCUGAACCCGUCGGCGUGGAACUGGGGUGCCCGGGCCGGUUUCUUCUGGGCCGGCACCUGCGGUCUCUGUGCCAUCUGGUCUUACUUCCGUCUUCCCGAGCCCAAGGGUCGGACCUACGCUGAGUUGGACAUUCUGUUUGAUCAGCGCGUGUCGGCGCGCAAGUUUAAGAGGACGGUGGUAAGGACGCAUGAUGACUUGGGUGACAGCCCUUCGGAGGUUGAUGAGAUUGGUCUACCAGCGGACGAGAAGAAGCAAUAGUCACUGAUUCCGUGAUGGAAAUGGGGGGGGGGGAAGGAGAGUUUGAGUGACGUGAACGAGGGAAUGAAUAGGGGUGGCCCGGGUGGGAUGGCUAAGGGGUCAGAUCAACGUUCAAUAUAAGCCACGACUUUUAAGACCAUACAGUCUUGUGGAGUACUUUCUGGGGCUAACCUUUGAGAAUGGCAUUGUGAUUGAUGCAGCAGCACACUCACACGGUCUCUUCGAUUUCGUGUUACCUCCUGUUACCUCGGCAGUAGACUGUAGUCCUAUAUCAAAACUUCAGAGUUCAGACUGAUGCAGUAACCAGACCCCU
Messenger RNA from Sodiomyces alkalinus F11, 2300 nucleotides. Its product is annotated as sugar transporter. The transcript has a single exon. NCBI's taxonomy places the organism in Eukaryota, Fungi, Ascomycota, Sordariomycetes, Glomerellales, Plectosphaerellaceae. Gene Ontology annotation, molecular function: carbohydrate:proton symporter activity. Gene Ontology annotation, biological process: transmembrane transport; carbohydrate transport. Bases 311 to 1987 code for a protein of 558 amino acids. Gene Ontology annotation, cellular component: membrane. The record is from RefSeq and is a predicted model, not a curated record.